This is a messenger RNA of Nezara viridula (southern green stink bug), 1826 nucleotides long. Lineage: Eukaryota; Metazoa; Arthropoda; Insecta; Hemiptera; Pentatomidae. The record is from the annotation of a GenBank genome assembly.
AAUUAUAUAAGUGAGAUAAAUUAAUUUAAAAGGAAAUGUAAACAAAAGUUAUACCUGGAGUUGAUUUCUUUCCAUUGGAGUAGAAUGAGUUAGAGCCAAUAGGCCUUUUCCAUCCUCUCCAAUUAUUACAUAUAGAUUCUGGCUCUGUACUCCAACUACAUAAGGAAUCUUCUUCAAAUCUAUCUGAAUCUUCAAAUGAGAAUCUGUCUUGCUCAUCAUUCCAUAUUUCAAGCAUAUCAGAAGCCACUUGUGACAUUCCAACAAGUUUGAAGAGGAACUACUAUAAAAUUGUUUGUUUUAAACUGCAGGUUAUAGAGUAAUAACAACAAACAAAACGGACUGCGGGGGAGAUUUGGAUCUCAGUUAAAAGGACUAUGACCUUUCUCUCCCCCUAGUCAACAUAAGACAAAGAAAACACUUUUUAUGAGAAUAUGAGGAACCGCGCUUACGAUAAUAGUUUUAGUUCGAAGCUGAAAAGAUACAUUGCACGUCAUUAAUACGGAUGAGAUCACACAUUUCAAAUAAGAAGUUUUUUCCUGUCAAAAAUCGACCUACUUCAACAGCAACAGACAAAACACACACUCACACAACAACAAAUAUGGCGGAACUGAAGGAGAGUGCAUGAUGGGAAGUAAACUGCACCUCCCCCUUACCCCUCUACGUCAAUAGAUUUUCCUUUAACCGCUAAAACAUUGAUUUAGAAAAUUUUAAAAGAUGUCAUCUUGUUAGUGUGCAAAACUUAAAAUAUAAACUUUCAACUUUCAGUCAAACGUCAUUCCUUUAUCAAUAACUCAAUUACAAUUUAACUUUUAAAUUAUAGUUUGCAACCUCCACAUCCCUUGUUUUAAGUAAACACUAUGCCUGUAGAAGAACAUAAAGAAUUACGUGAAUUAGUUUCACAUACUCUUCAAGCUAAAGGUGUUUUACAGAAAGUGCAAGCUGAAAUUCGUGCCAGUGUAUUUUUGGCAUUAGAAGAACAAGAUGUUUUUAAGGAUAAGAACCCAUUCAUAAAUACACCUUUGAAGAAUUACUUAGCCACUAAUGAAGGAUUACUAGCAGUUUCAUUGAUCAAAGAAUUUUUAGAUUUUUUCAAUUUGGAGUUUACUUCUUUAGUUUUUGAUCCAGAAACACAUGCUGGUAUAGAUUAUACCUACGAGGGUAGACAGAAAAUCUCAAAGGAUCUGAAGAUUGAUAUUAUUGAUAGUAAAGUUCCACUUUUGGGAUUAGUAUUAAAAAUUUUGACUUCGGUUUCUAAGAAUUCAGAUACUAGUCAUCCUAGUAAUUUAGUACAGAAAAAAGAAGUUACUAGCAAUGCUGAGAAAACAGAAAUAACUGAUAACUUGAUAUCUAAUGGAAUAAACGGGAGUAUAAAUAGGAAAGUAAGCAACCCUGAAGAGAAAACUUCAAGUGUAGGAGCUAGAGAAGAAAAAGAAAAUAGAACAAGUAUGAAAAAAGAAGUGGCAGUAUCGAGUUCAAUGUCCUCUUUAGGUGAUCUACCUCCAUUAACGAAACCCACGCCUCAAAUUUCUUUGUCAGAAUCUCAUAAAAAAGUUACGGUCGAAGAAGGUAAAGGGGAUAUGCUCCUAGAUGAAGGUUCUUCUAGUAAUGAUGACCUAUUUCCUCUGCCAACUACCAAAAAGGAUAAGGAAUCAAAAAAUGAUAUGAGUGAAGAGAGUGAAAUUGAAGAAGAUAUAUCAGAAGCCUCUGGGCCAACUGGCUUCCUGAAGGGCCUAUCUGAGGCAGUUCUUUCUGGAAUGUUCUUUGGAGCCACUGCUGAUUUGACUUGGAGCGGAAUCCUGCUGGAAAACCUAAUGAUUUCCAGCUAA